Dracunculus medinensis (Guinea worm) is the source of this 747-nucleotide messenger RNA. The record is from the annotation of a GenBank genome assembly. NCBI's taxonomy places the organism in Eukaryota, Metazoa, Nematoda, Chromadorea, Rhabditida, Dracunculidae.
AUGGUUAUGAAGAAUACUGGGAAGCAUUGCCGUGAUGGUCUCAUUAUAUCAGCGCCUGAAAAGAAUCUCUUUAAUACGAUCAUUUGUCUAUUUGGCCUACUAUAUUGUUUUAUUGGUGUUGCGACUGCUUCUAAUAUAUUUAUGCGCUCAAUUGAACGAAUAGCAUCAACCACAAGAGUCAAAAAGAAAUCGGAAGGAAAGUUAAAGAACGAUGCUUUGCUUGCUUCACAAGGCGAAGAAUAUGAGAACAUUUAUGUUUGGAAUCCAACCGUUGCAAAUCUCACCUUAAUGGCUCUUGGAAGCAGUGCGCCUGAAAUACUUUUGUCUAUUAUUGAAAUUGUAGGAAAUUCAUUUAAAUCUGGUGAGCUUGGACCAGGAACCAUUGUUGGUUCUGCCGCAUUUAAUCUUCUCUGUAUUACAUCAAUUUGUACAUUGGUCAUACCAUCGCCAAGAGUUAGUCAAAUAAAAGAAAUGGUCAUCCUUACCGUAAUCUCUCCAAAUGUUGUGGAAAUUUGGGAAGCUGCUAUUACACUUGCAUUUUUCUUCAUUCUCAUCGUGGUCGCUUAUCUCGCAGAUAUUAAAAUAUGGAAGAAGGAAAAAAUGGAACAGAAAUUCGACUUCGAAGAUGAAAUAGCAUUUGACUCGGCUAUUGAAUCGAAAAAAAUGAAUAUGGAAGAAAUUGAUAAAAAAAUGCAGCAACUAGCUGAACGAAAAAUGGCUCAACAUUAUAUGGCAGGAAUUUCCUGA